AUGAACACGAGAAGUAGGAACUACGCUACGAAUCCACGUUCUCCACCGAAAAGACGCAAACGAACAGCAAAAAAGAAAACGAAAACUGAGCCUGAGCUUGUUUUUCCUUCCCUGACCGAUUUACCACCAUUACCAGUAUCCCCACUUUUCACACCUUUCUCAGAUCUUCCUCCAUUACCUCCUUCUCUGACAUACACUUUACCGUCUCCAACCUUAUCUAAAUCUAAAAAUCCUGAAAAUAUUGUUUUAUCAAUCCCAUUCAAACCUACAUCACCUGUACUGAACCCAUCUAGUUCACCACCUUUGCCUCCCAAAUCGCCCAUUAGCCCUUUAUUUCUUGAACCGUCUGUCGCAUACGAACUCAGUACGAACCUUGUCGAACCUACGUCUGAACUCAAUACCUCCUUUAUUGAAUCUACGUCUAAGUCUAUUAUUGAACCUACGUCAACACCUAUUGAAAACGUAUCUCCGAUAUCAACUAUAUCAGAAUUAGCAUCUGGAUUUGCUGGCCUUAACUUUGAAUCAAAUACGCCUAUACCGACGAACACUAGACCGAUUUCGCUUCUUUAUUACCCUUCUUCUCUAUCUGAAACUCCAUUCAGAACAUCCGAAACGAUAUUUCAGCCUGAUCCAGUACGCCCAGUAAGACCAGUAACAAUGUCGAUCCCCUCUACGUUAACCCCAGAACAAUGUGCUCUAGACGAAAUCAAUCAAUCCAUCAGAAACAUCGGAAAUAACAUUCAAUUCCCUCAUCUCGAGAAGAAUGGAUCAAACUUCAUCGAUUGGAAGAAGAGCACUGUUCGAGCGAUGAAGGCCAUGAUUCGGAUCAAUAAUUAUUGGGAUUCUCCUCAACCUUUGAUUACUCGCCUUAUCAAUCACCACCUUGACUUAAACGAAACGGAUAUCAUUGCUCACAUGUCUGCCAUUGACGCUACAAUGUCAGAAUUAGAGUCUACAGGUUUUACUUGGACAACUGACUCACUUAAAGGACUACUCUAUCAAUUACGUAUGCCCGCUGAGAUGACGAAAGAAAUCAAUAAAGAAUUAGAUAACAAAUAUGAUGACAACAAACCGAAUUUUAAAAUCGAAGAUAUCAAGAGUGCAAUUCAAAUUCACCUAACCAGAGAAAAGACUGCGUCUGAAACCAUCUCAAUAAAUAACCUAUCGACGUCAAUUGAAGCCUUUUCUCUACGAACGCCUCAACGUCUGCAAUCCCACAAUCGUCCAAACACUCCGGUUCGUUUUAUGACUCCACCUAACAGAUCGACUCAAUUCCAAUCACCUUAUAGAAGCACUCCAAUGAGCGCUGAUCUCAAAGCUCGCUGGAGACGAGGCCCUGAACCUAUCACUCACAAGAACGAAGCACGAUUAGCGAGUGAAAAAAAACCUUUGUCAAUUCCUGUAUCGGCACAUCCGAAUGUCAAAGCUGGCAUUAUCCAAUGUUUCUUCUGUGGACAAUGGGGUCAUAGUUACAGAGACAAUAACUUCAAAGCGUGCAAGGUCUUUAUGAACAGGGGUGACAGAACGGGUGCUGCGUAUAACGACUGGCGAAAGCUUGGAUGCUCUCUACCCUAA
Melampsora larici-populina 98AG31 is the source of this 1575-nucleotide messenger RNA. RefSeq lists its product as uncharacterized. Bases 1 to 1575 code for a protein of 524 amino acids. The record is from RefSeq and is a predicted model, not a curated record. NCBI's taxonomy places the organism in Eukaryota, Fungi, Basidiomycota, Pucciniomycetes, Pucciniales, Melampsoraceae. The transcript has 3 exons.